Messenger RNA from Insectozyma verbasci, 1254 nucleotides. The record is from the annotation of a GenBank genome assembly. Lineage: Eukaryota; Fungi; Ascomycota; Pichiomycetes; Serinales; Debaryomycetaceae.
AUGAGUGUUAGAGUGUUGAAACCUCUUAGAUCAAGUUUUUUACCUUUGUUUGGUGGAUUAACUGUUGCUGCUAUUGGUGGUUAUUAUUUAUAUGAUUCAAGAUCUGCUAUUCAUGAAUAUGUCCUUUGUCCCUUAAUUAGAAAUUUUACAACUGCUGAGCAAGGUCAUAAAUUAGGUAUAUUUUUCAUGAAAUAUGGAAUAUCUCCAAAAUUAUUAGAUGAAGGUUAUAAUGAUCAAAGUGAUGUACUCGGUGUUUCUGUAUUCAAUAAAAAUUUAAAAAAUCCGAUUGGUUUAGCUGCUGGUUUAGAUAAAGAUGGAGAAGCAAUUGAUUCAUUAUUCAAUUGUGGGUUUUCAUAUGUUGAGAUAGGUUCAAUUACUCCUGAACCGCAACCAGGUAAUCCUGAACCAAGAUUUUUUAGAUUACCAAGAGAUGAUGCAGUUAUAAAUAGAUAUGGUUUUAAUUCGACUGGUCAUUAUAACGUAUUGGCAACUUUAAAAUUGAGAUUUAGUAAAUAUUUACAAAAAUUUCAAAGAAGUGGUGAAGAACCAUCUUCAAAUGCUUUUCAAAAUGGUAAAUUACUCGGUAUUAAUCUAGGUAAAAAUAAAAAUGGUGAUGAGAUUCAAGAUUAUGUUAAAGGUGUAGAAAGAUUAGGUCCAUUUGCUGAUGUUUUAGUUAUUAAUGUUUCUUCACCAAAUACUCCAGGUUUAAGAGACUUACAAAAUGAAUCAAAAUUAACUAAUCUUUUAUCAACGGUUGUAAAUACUAGAAAUUUAUUGAAACGGAAUGUAUUAGGCCUGAAACCACUAAUUUUAGUUAAAAUUGCUCCUGAUUUAACUGAACCUGAACUUGAAUCAAUUGCAAAUUCAGCAAAACAAGCAAAUGUAGAUGGGAUAAUUAUUUCAAAUACAACUAUACAAAGACCAAAAGUUAAAUUAUUAACUACUGAUGAUAAAUUAAUUAAUGAAGCUGGUGGAUUAUCAGGUAAACCUUUAAAACCAUUAUCGUUAAAAGCUUUGAAAUUAUUACGUAAAUAUACCAAAGAUUCAAAUUUAGUAUUAGUUGGUUGUGGUGGUAUUUCAAAUGGUAAAGAUGCUUUAGAAUUUGGAAAAGCUGGUGCUACUUUUAUUGAAUUAUAUACUGCAUUUGCAUAUAAAGGACCAGGAUUAGUUGCAAAAAUAAGAGAUGAAUUAGCACAAGAGUUGAGAAAAGAAGGUAAAACUUGGCAACAAAUAAUUGGUGAGGAUGAUAAAUAA